AAAUCCUGUGAUCGCUAUUGUUGUAUUGUUCACAUGUUCUACGGAAGUUCAGGGAUCGGCUUGCUAGCUAGUAUAGCUCACACUGUACCGUCACACGGCCACGGCUUGCAUCGUUCGGUCAUAAUCGGCCCAUUUGACUGAAGUUCAUCUUCAAGAACAAGACAGAAACUCGUAAUCAUGCCACCUGCACCUGGUUACUCUCAGGGUGGGAAGACCCAUACCGUCCCUGCCACGCUGCAUGCUGACAACAGAGGGCGCCUUCUAGAGCGUCUGCGGGCCAAUAAGGAUGUUCCUGCUGGAUCAGUGGUGCUUCUUGAAGGAGGGAAGGACAUCAAUCAGUAUUGCACAGAUAUUGAGCUGGUGUUCCGCCAGGAAUCCUACUUCAUGUGGACUUUUGGUGUCGAGUUGGCCGGUUUCUAUGGUGCGGUUGCUGUCGACACGGGAAAGGCUGUGCUGUUUGCUCCUAAAAUACCAGAGUCUUACAUAGUGUACAUGGGAGAGUUGCCCUCCAACGACAACAUAAAGGAGAGAUAUGCAGUGGAUGAGGUUCACUAUGUGGAAGAGAUUACUACUGUACUGGAAGCAAUGAACCCGGCUACUCUGCUGACACUGAAAGGCGUGAACUCGGACAGUGGGCUGACUUCACAUGAAGCUGAAUUUGAUGGAAUCAAGAAGUUCAAAGUGAAUAACUCUAUUCUUCACCCUGAAAUAUCGGAAUGUCGUGUCUUCAAAAGCCCUGGUGAGCUUGAGGUCCUUCGCUAUGUCUGCGCGCUGAGCUGUGAAGCUCACAAGGAUGUCAUGCGGAAGGCCCGUCCAGGGCUCAUGGAGUACCAACUAGAGAGUACAUUCCAGCACUAUGUGUACUACCACGGCGGUUGUCGCAGAGUGGCAUAUACUUGCAUCUGUGCCAGUGGACACAACUCCUCUGUCCUACACUAUGGGCAUGCAGGCGCCCCCAACAACAGCCAAAUCCAGGAUGGAGAUAUUUGCACUUUUGAUAUGGGUGCAGAGUAUUAUGGAUACGCCUCUGAUAUCACGGUGGCCUUCCCCGCUAACGGCAAGUUUAACAACGACCAGCGAAUCAUCUACGAAACUGUCCUGAAAGCAAAUCGAGCUGUUUUCAAGGCAAUGAAACCAGGUGUCCUGUGGACAGACAUGCAUCUCCUUGCUGAGCGGACCAUCCUAGUUGAGCUGAAGUCACAUGGCUUGGUCAAGGGUGAUGUGGACGAGAUGAUGAAGGUUUACUUAGGGGCUGUCUUCAUGCCGCACGGCCUCGGUCACUUCAUGGGAUGUGACACCCAUGAUGUGGGUGGCUACCCAGAGGGUGUUGAGAGGGUCCAAAGGCCAGGAAUUCGUAACCUGCGCACUUCCCGUGUUCUGGAAGCUGGUAUGGUCAUAACCGUUGAACCUGGAUGCUACUUCAUCAAAGCAACCCUGGAACCUGCCUUGAAGGACCCUAAGAUGAUGCCAUUCCUUUGCCCUGACGUCUUGGAAAGAUUCAAGAACUUUGGUGGGGUCCGAAUCGAGGAUGACGUCUUGGUGACCAAAGAUGGAGCUGAGAACCUGAGCCCCUACGUCCCAAGAGAGAUUGCAGAAAUUGAGGCGCUGAUGGCCGAGGGGCGCUAGAUGGAUUUAGACCCAGCACCAACAUUUAAAAAAGCAUCAACAUUAUCUAAACUAAAGAAGAAAUCUCACAGUGAAAUAUGACUACAACACACAGUUACAUAUUUCGAUGUGCAAAAAUGUACAUGUAUUUUCAACCAAAUGCUUGAUGGGUGCAGUGCAUUGUAGGUGUUAUAUGAUGGACCAGCCUGUAAGUCUGAAUCCAUUUUUUUUCUUCUAAAAAAUUAUCUACUCUGAAAUGCCAAAGCUUUCUCCUUGAGGAGUUGAAGUUUGUUAGCUUACUUUUCAUUGUAAGCUUUAAAAUCUUUAUUAAUUUAAAAAUGUUUGAAUGAACAGACGUUUUUUAUAAUUGCAUGCGCUCCAUUUAUAAGACUAUGAAAAUUAUAAGAGAAAUAGCAUGGGCCAUCUGCUUUGAAUAUAGAGUGAAAGUUUAACCGGCCGAGGCUGACAACUUGAUCCUCAACGAUUCCUUUAAUUUUUUGAAAAGCAAUCCUUGAAAAUGCACCUUUGUAUCCCAUUUAAUCUAUAUUUUCAGUUAUCGUUUUCAACGGUAUUUGGUGCCUUUUUAUUAUUAUGCUAGUGUAUUUCUAUAUUCAUGAGCAAAAGUGUGAUGUCAUUUCAGGCAGAAACCUCAAUGUUACUGCAAAAGUUGCCUGAAAUUUUGAUAUUUUGCUGUCGUAAAUUUUCUUUUCUUUGGCAAUUCAUUGUUGCAUCAGUACAUGGCAGUAUAAGCCAAUGAGCAAACUUUUCUCACAAACGUUUUCAAUGGGCAUGUUUUGGGGUUCAUAAUUUGAACAGAAAACCCCUUAACUGAACAGUAUCUUCCUGAGAUGACAUCACAGCAACAGCGCCCUGAGUUGUCCGGAAAAGAGUGGACAAUUUUUGCAAUAAAAUUAACCAAAAAGGGGGGGGGCAAAUAGUUUUCAUACAUUUAAGAGGAGUGGAAAGUGGCACAAAAUGUGUUCCUCACAAAAAUUUGUCACAUGGCCGCUAAGCAACAAUGUAGUCAAGUCGUACAUUUUGAUGCAGUAUUUCUAUGAAAUUUGGCCCAAGCAAAAUCCUAGAAAACUCGGACUUAAACAUAAUUGGAAUCCAGAUUGUCGAAAUAGAUGUCUAGGCUCAUUUCAAGUCUGGACUUAACCGACCACUGAUUGUCUAGUUCCAGACAUGUACUAACUUCAAAGUUAAAUUACGCUUUUUUAUUUUUUUACUUCGUGGGAAUCAGUGCAGAAUGUACAGCUUGUCAUUAUCCACAAUGUCAGUGUGUAUAACGUAUUACAUUUUACACACAAAAAAAAUCAAUAUACAUGUAUUUAUAAAAAAUAUUAUACCUCUAAAUAAGAUUUUUUGAGGUAUACAUGAAAUUUGUCUAAAAUUAUAAUAUGUUUUGAAAAUUUGAAAAAAAGAGCAUGUUAUAUUCAUGAAAAUGUUGACUGCUUUGAAAAAAAUUAGGUAAGAAAGGAAACAAAUUGCAGCAGAUUAUAGAUUGCUGGCCUUGUUACCCAGACUAGGCCAUCAGCCUGGGGGUUUGGCCAGUAUCAGAUCGGGGCAUAAAUGACUAUAGUGCGCAUGCGCAAAGUAUACCGCCCCUAGAGUGGUAACAAGCAUUUUGAUGGACAUUUUGAAAAAAAGGUGAUAACCCCUAAAAAGCUGCCACCGCUGCAAUGUUAUCACAUAUUUUCCAACUCUGGAGGUGUAUACCUUGCCAAAAAUCGCUAUGACAAUUAUUCUUCUCAUUUGAUACCAGUUGCCAAAAUUUUGGACCGAAGCUGAUGGCCUAGACCUAAAGCUAUCACUAUUUAAUACAAAAUGUAAACAUAAAUAGGGACAUUAUCCAUGCUCAUGUACUCAUGAUAUAAGUUGAUGCACAUCGUCAUGCGCGUUGGGGGGGGGGGGCCUCCCGACGAGCCAAAAAAAAGGGGGGGGGGGAAGAGGCGCAAAGUCAUAUUGUUGUGAAUUUAAUGGGUUGGGGGUGGGGAAUGUCCCUGCCCACCCUCAAAAAAAAAGAAGAUAUAUCGGGAAAUGGUGGACAUUUUAGGGAUUUUUUUGGGGGGGGGGGGGGGAAGGUGCUUUGCCCCCCUCUAGAAAAAAAUCCUGGCGACGCCCAUGCGCAUCGUAAGGUGUUUUGCAAAUAUUAUCAUGUUUAACCAGCUGUGAACACCAACUUAAUUUUGCUACUUUUGGGGGGCAACAAUUUUAAUUUGUGGGUUUAUACAGUUGCUAAAUAUGGUAUAGGCCUCCAGUUUCUAAGCUUUGUUUUGGUUGGGGCUGUCCUUUUUGCAAAUGUAUAUUAGAAAUUGCACAAUAAAUAAAAUUGACGGCUUUGUCUCCUGGAAUAAGUUAGAAAUUGCGGAAUAUCUGUGCUCUAAGUACCUUGCAUUCUUUUUGUGGGCCCGGGAAAAAAAAAGAGGUCCACAGGGUGCAGGAAGUGCCGGGGAACGUUUUGUGGACUUGCUCACAUCCACACAAGGUUCCCUCUCUCUGAAAAACAGGAUUAUUAGAGGCAUUUGGGGUUAGGGUUUUCCUUCGUAAAAUGAAGAGGAACACUGCGGUACGAGGAAGUCCUGAUUGAACACAUGGCCGGUUGAAAGAGUGUUCUCUGUGCGAGUAAAAUCACUUUGUUUCCGUUCGAUUAUGUUUUAAUAACACGAAUAAAAAAAGAAAUGUCCACAGUAGGUAUGGAAGGCAAGUUUAUGAGCUUGUGCACGGUGUGCUCUAAUAUAUCUUUGUGAAAUAAAUUAGACAUUACACAAUAAAGAUUACUAAAUCCA
Molecule: messenger RNA, 4394 nt
Organism: Patiria miniata (bat star)
Lineage: Eukaryota; Metazoa; Echinodermata; Asteroidea; Valvatida; Asterinidae
Gene: pepd
Product: xaa-Pro dipeptidase-like
Exons: 15
Coding region: 178-1626 (482 amino acids)
Molecular function (GO): metalloaminopeptidase activity; manganese ion binding
Source: RefSeq, a predicted model, not a curated record